This is a messenger RNA of Thamnophis sirtalis, 532 nucleotides long. Lineage: Eukaryota; Metazoa; Chordata; Lepidosauria; Squamata; Natricidae. The record is from RefSeq and is a predicted model, not a curated record.
AGGCGGAGGAAGCGCGGAGCCAGCCGGGUGAAGCCUCUGCCUGCCUCUCCCUCCAUGGCCUCGCAGAACGACGACCCCGGCGCCAUCGCCCGCGGACCCAGCAAGGCGGCCGAACCCGGCGGGGUCGCCGCCCGGGGCUCGGUCCGCAGCAGGCUGCAGCAGGAGCUGAUGGCCCUCAUGAUGUCCGGAGACCACGGCAUCUCCGCCUUCCCGGAGUCGGACAAUCUCUUCAAGUGGAUCGGGACCAUCAACGGCGUGGCUGGGACGGUCUAUGAGGACCUGAGGUACAAGCUGUCCUUGGAGUUCCCCAGCGGCUACCCCUACAACGCCCCCACUGUCAAGUUCCUCACCCCUUGCUACCACCCCAACGUCGACCUCCAGGGCAACAUCUGCUUGGACAUCCUGAAGGACAAGUGGUCAGCUCUCUACGACGUCCGGACAAUCCUGCUCUCCAUCCAGAGCUUACUGGGAGAGCCAAACGUGGAGAGUCCCUUGAACACGGAGGCUGCCGAGCUCUGGAAGAACCAAGCAG